GUUUUCUCUCGUCUCCGGGGCAAAACGGAUGGGUGAUCCUAGGAAAUAACGGAGAAAUCCCUACCUAGGAGGCCGAAACGGCGGCAGCAGCUGCUGCUGCAACGAGCACCCCGGCCCCUCAAAAGAAACUUUAAAGAGGAAUGUCAUGCUAUCUCUAUGCGGAAAAUUUUCCAGAUAGAGGAUCUGUCUACAUUCGGGAAAAUGGACAACUAUAUAAGGCAAAUCAAGCAUCAGGAGGAGUAAACAAGAGUGAUCCAAAGCCAAGACCUUCAAGACUCUUUUCCAAAGGAUUUUCUGUUGAGCUCUGUGUGAAUAGGGAAAAUGACAAUGGAAGGACAGAUCACUUCAUCUUCACUUACACAAAGAAGGGAAAUCUUCGCUAUUCUGCCAAAUCUCUCUUCAGCCUAGUUCUGAGUUACAUUGCUGACAAUAUUCAUCAUGUUGAUUCACUGGUUGACUUUCCAGAACAGAUAGCAGAAAAGCUUUUCUAUGCAGCAGAUGCUAGACAGAAAUUUACAGAACCAAGAACAGGACUCUGUGCUUUGCAAAAAUUUAUUGAUGCUUAUGGAAGUUUAGUGCUUCAGACUCUAUGCUUGAAAAAUGGUUACCUAGUUAUUUCUGAAAAACUUGAAGAAAUUAAAUCUUUCCGGGAUCUGACAUGCUUGGAUUUGUCCUUCUGUAAACUUGGAGAUGAGCAUGAGCUGCUAGACCAUAUCACCAACAGGACACUAUCUAGUUUAACUCGGCUUCUCCUGAAAGAUAACUGCUUGUCAGAUGCUGGUCUUCGCAAAAUGACAGCGCCUGUCCGAGUGAUGAAAAGGGGCCUUGAAAAUCUCUCAGUAUUGGAUUUGUCUUGUAAUCCAGGAAUCACCCGUUUGGGACUCAGGUAUCUGCUUCCUUUCAAAAAGCUGAAUUGUUUGGAUCUUUCUGGAACUUGCCUCAAGGACACAAAUGCUGUUGUUUGUUGGAUCCAGACACAAAUAGGUCUCGUUCAUUCAGAGGUGCCCUUGAAAGAAUUUGAUCAUAAUAGCUGCAAGACAGAGGGAUGGGCAGAGCAGACCAUCUUGCAAUGGGAGCAUGCAGUGCAAGAAGCAAUUAAACCACAAGAAAGCCUGAAAUCUCAAACUGCAGCUCAACUUUUCUAUGGAAAAAGAGCCAGGACAGAAGAACCUCUUGAAAUAGAGACUUCUGAGAACCUGCAAUUCUACAGGCCAAGAGCAGAAAUGUUAAAUUUACCUGUACUAAUAGGGAAGAGCGAAGAAUUACAGAAGAAGAAAAAGAGAGCUUCAGCUGAGCACAAAGAACAGCGUUUUAAAUCAAAGCAGCUGAGCUUUUCAGUGGCAGACUGGGACUUACUAAAUUCUUACUGAGUAUGAGUUGAAUGCAAAUAAACACUUUUAAAAGGAAAAAAAAUGGCACAGCUGAAUUUUCUGCUUUCCAUCAAAACAGACAGUGUCCUCAAAAAAAGCAGUGACUUUUCCAUUUCUGAAUUAAUCAGAGAAAACAACUGAUGACAUUUCAACUAAUGCCUAAUGUGGGAUAGAUUAAAUUUUGGUGAGCACCCUCCACUGUUUCAUUUUCAAAGGGCUCAUUUACAAAAGGACAACACAUGUUUAGCUAUAAACCCUAAGGUUUGAGAAACUGCUUGAGGUAGUGUUAGAUAUGAGCCUCUUAGUGGUGACUGAUCUUGAGUGACUUUUUCUCUUACAAGCAAGUCAUCGCUAUGUGUUUGUCCUUGUAUUUUGUGUGCCGUAGUCAAAGGAACAGUGUGAGACUUAACCACAGAUAAUAGGAUUUAACAAAAUAAACAUAGAAGUCGAGGAAUUAAACAAUAAAAGCCGGUAGUAUAAAUACA
Podarcis raffonei (Aeolian wall lizard) is the source of this 1855-nucleotide messenger RNA. It is a transcript of the gene LRRC42, whose product is annotated as leucine rich repeat containing 42. The transcript has 8 exons. The record is from RefSeq and is a predicted model, not a curated record. Gene Ontology annotation, molecular function: protein binding. The coding region runs from base 141 to 1370 and encodes 409 amino acids. Lineage: Eukaryota; Metazoa; Chordata; Lepidosauria; Squamata; Lacertidae.